AGUUAAAAAGUUUUUAAAAUGAGUCUAGAACCAGAUAAAGACGACUUCUCCAUGUUGAUGGACGUUGCCAGAUACAUCGCAAAGUCAGCAGAAGCCAGUAGAAAAUCAGGAAGUGCAACAGCAUUUGCAUUGGCGGAAUCUUUCAAAGAAAAAUUGGUAAAAGCGAAGGAAAGACGUAGCCAAAGAUAUCAAGAAUUACAAUUACCUCAUCGACAUGUCUGUGAUUUGAUAGCUAUGCACCUAGAUAUAGAGCCAAAUGAGGUUCUUGAAGCUGCUGUAGAUAGCGACACUAACAUCGAAUUGUUGGACAGGUUACUUUCAAAGAAUGGUAUUUUAGGAAUGUUAGUUUAUUACCAAGAUGGACCUGGUUAUGAAAUCGAUUCAGGAAGGUUUAAUCCUAAUGCUGUAGCAGACGUGACCAUCAAGCGCUUAUAUUUUACUGAUGGAAUGGACUCAGCAAUGAAAGAAAUGGUACUUGGCAUAUACAAGUUAUCAAAUGUUGACAUAAGCUUGAAAAAUAUUACCGACGCUCUCUUCGUUACAAAAUUCGACAUUGAAGCUGAAAAUGGCAAUUCUGUAGCCGUUUCUUACAACCUGUUGGCACAACUUAUUGACCCAUCUGUUAAGUUGAACAAAGAUUGGGGAGACCUGCCUAAAACAGAAGUUGGCCUUCGUCAAAAAAUCAAUUUUGAAGGAGAUUUUAAUUCAUUUGUUGAUUUUUUAAAACAAACUAAACUCGAUCUUGAAAUGGUUGUCAACUUUAUUUACGACAAAAAUUUAUAUCGUAGAGACUUAAUAAACGAGAAGAAGCGUAUUGAAGCAAUACUGAACUCGGCAACCGUCCACCAAGUAGAAUCGACUGUUAGAAUUUGGUGUAAACAAAUGGAACGGGCUCUAGUCCAAUAUCAGCAGUUAAGACGGGAAAACGAAUUUGUUGGACCUCUUGUGGAAAUUGAAUACUGGCGGAGACAACUUGCACGCUUUACAAGUAUAGUGGAAUUUUUGCAAGAUACUCCUUGUAAAACUCAUAUUCAGUUCCUCGAAGCAUGUAAAAGCAAGCUUUUAAAGGUUUGGUCUAAACAUGAAUGUGCCGUAAUCGAAGCAAAAAACGAAUGUGCCGACAACAUGAGAUACUUAUAUGCUUUAGAACAAUUUUGCCAUCCACUUUACAGAUGUGAAGCAACAGAAUUAUUACAACAUAUUCCUCCUCUGCUACAUGCCAUUCGAAUGACUUAUACAACGUCUAGAUAUUAUAAUAACACCGGAAAUGUGACAGCGCUUUUAGUUAAAGUAUCAAAUCAGAUGAUUAAUGUAUGUCGAGCCUAUUUAAACUGCAAUGGUGCUAAAACGGUAUGGAACCAAAAAAAGCAAGUUGUGUUAGACAAAAUUAAGGUUUGCUUAGACAUGUACCUAAAAUAUUACCAAUGUUUUAAACACAUCCAAGAAGAAAUGAAAGAAGCAGGGGAAUCUCCUUUUGAAUGUUCUGAAAUGUAUGUUUUUGGAAAAUUUGAAACAUUUAAAAAACGAGUAGAAGAAAUUGUUGAUGUUCUUGAAACAACGACUAGAUACUCCAUUCUCCAGAGCAGUAAAAUUGAAAACAUUGAUCUCUUUGCGAACAAGUUCAAAAGCUUCUUUCAACAUAUUUCAACACAAAAAUACGAUGCUUUAAAUCAUCGGUUACCACAUUUUGAUAAAGAUUACAAUGAAUUUAAACAAAACGUUGUGGACACUGAGUGGGAAUUGGAAGAAUUUGUAGGCAGUUCAUUGGAAAAAAAUACCAACGUAUAUAAUGUUCUUAGGUUAUUACGAAGGUUUGAGAAACUGAAAUUAGAAUGUUUGCAUCUUGAUGAACGCUAUUUAGAAGCCAUGGAAAUGUUUCAAAAAGAACUUGAGGAUUUAAGAGAUCGCUAUAAUGAAGACAGACAAACGCCUUUAUUGCCAAGGAAUAUGCCUCCGGUAAGCGGACGUAUUAUGUGGAUAAGACAUUUAUAUAGAAGAAUGGAAGAGUGCAUGGAAGUAUUUAUAACCAAACCUAGAGUGAUGCGACACAGGGACGUUCAAAAAUGUAUACAGUUGUAUAAUGCCAUGGCAAUGGUAUUCAUACAUUAUGAGCAAAUUUAUCAUGAAGCAUGGUACAAAUUCGCUGGCCAAGUUCGAGCCUGCUUAAAUACACCAAUUUUAACAAAAGAUCCAAAAACUAAGAGGUACAAGGUCAAUUUUCAUCCUUAUAUUUUGGAGGUAAUUAGAGAAUCAGAAUAUAUAUACAAACUGGAUCUUCCGGUCCCUGAUGUUGGUCAAGUUCUUGUGUUCUGUAAAGAAAAGAUACUAAAUUCGUACGAAGUUAUUAAAGGCUUGGUUGAACGUAAUGAUAAUAUUAGAGGCAACAUUCCACCGUUGUUUAUACCUCUAAUUCGUUUACAAUUAAUGAAAAUGGAGGACGCGUUCAGACCCGGAUUUUCCGUAAUUACUUGGACUUCCACUAAAAUACCGGAAUAUUGUGACGAAGUUAAUGGAGUUUUGGAUUAUAUUGAAAUGUUUGUAAAAGAAGUUAAAGAUAUGAAGGAAGCCAGAAUUGAUGAAGUAUUAGAUGCUAUUGCCUCAACCACUUUAGUGCAUCUUCCUAAUGUUGCUUUAAUACCAAGCGAAUUUUUAGAAGAAAAUAAAAAAUACAUGGACCAAGGCGUCAAGGAAAUAGAAUUAAAGUCAUCAACUGCUGAACGUGCUGUCAUUGAUUUGAUUGAAAAAUUUUUGAGCGUUAUCGAACAACCAGAAUUACAAGAUAAAAAGUAUGACUGGCUAGAUCCAGAUAAAGCCAUCAAACCUGUUGGGUCCGCUUCUCGUCUAAAUGUAUCUCCAGAAGCGGCUUUCAGAGAAAUCGACAGAAAUGCACCAUUAGAUUUAAAUUCAAUUCAUAAUGACUGUUUAGAAUUGUUUGCUUUUUUUAAUAUGAAGCUUUCUGAAGCUUUGGUUAAAUGCAUUAAAUUAUCAUUGGAACAAAUUAAAAAAAGGACGGCAAGUUUGAGAGACGACAGCAGCGCGAUGAAUUCACCAGUUAUGAAAACAAAUAUGGAACUACAAAUCCCAAUCAUAGUUAUUAAUCCUACAUUAGAUGAAAUUCAGAAUUAUUUUACACAAGUUAUAACAAAUCUUCAAAAUACAAUGAAAUUUGUUUGCAUGUGGGGACAACGUGGUACUAAAAAGAAGGCAAUAAGGGAGAAACCUCUGAAAUUUAAGGAAGUGGCUCAAUUGGUAGCCAAAACACCUCCUGCCGAUAGAAAUUACUACAAAAUCGUAACUGAAAACAAGGAAAUUAUCCGGAUUUUUAUGAGUCUACAAGGCGUUAUGUAUUUACUAAAACCAGAUGUCGCAAAAUUGUUACAAAAAUAUCUGGAUUAUUCAUAUUUGUGGGCAGAAAACAGAGACGAUGAAAUUGAAGAGUUUUGUAACCAAAAUCCAUUAACAGUAGAAAUAGCGGAAAAAUUCCAAAGCUUUGAAAACAGAGCCGACAUGAUCCGAGACUUACCUGCAUAUCAUAUUGUGGAUUCCAUACAAAUUGAUAUGGAAAAAUUUAAACUAGCAUUACUUGUCGAAUCAGAUGCAUGGAAACAUAUCUUAGGAAAAAAUCUAGGAAAAAGAUAUAGAGGGAAAUUGUUGGAACUGGUCGACUUUAUCAAAAAUAGAGAAAAAGUUUUAAAUAAACCAAUAAAAGAUCUGGACGACUGCAGACUUGCCAUGGCAUGUUUAGAAUUAAUUAGAGAAAACUUUAUCGAAAUAGAUUUGGAUCUAAUAACAAUGGAAGAAGCUUACAACAUAUUUAGUAAAUACAAAAUUGAUAUUCCCAAAGAAGAUACAGAAAGAGUGGAAUCUCUUAGAUUUAAUUUUAACAACAUGGUUAAUCACGCAAAAACUGUUCAAGAAAAUAUAUGCGAGGUGCAAGGUCCUUUGUUGGAGGAAUUAACGGAAGGUGUUUCAAAAUUUAGGGAUGAAGUUGAAGCUUUUGACAUAGACUUUGAAUUGAAUGGUCCUAUGAUACCAGGAUUGUCAGCACGUGAGGCAAGUGAUAGAGUGCUUGCUUUUCAAGAUCGCUUUGAUGAAUUGUGGCGUAAAUUUGAAAUGUAUAGCAGUGGAGAAAAACUUUUUGGUUUAGAAGUUAAUGAUUAUCCCAUUUUACAUAAACGCAAAAAAGAAUUUAACCUCUUGAAUAAACUCUAUGGUUUAUAUUUAGCCGUAAACCACAGUAUUGACGGAUACUUUGACAUUCUUUGGGUUGAUGUGGACACAGAAGUUAUUUUUGCCGAACUUCAAGAGUUCCAAAACAGGUGCCGCAAGCUGCCCAAGGGAAUGAAGGACUGGCCUGCCUUUUUGGAUCUAAAGAAAAAAAUCGACGAUUUUUCUGAAACAUGUCCGCUAUUAGAGCUUAUGGCUAAUAAAGCCAUGAAAGAAAGACAUUGGAAAAGGAUUACUGCGGUCACUGGUUACUCGUUUGAUAUUGACUCUCCUACUUUUACAUUAAGAAAUGUUAUGGAGGCGCCUUUACUUCAGUUUAAAGAUGACGUAGAAGAUAUAUGCAUAAGUGCUGUUAAAGAAAAAGAUAUUGAGGCAAAAUUAAAACAAGUUAUUGCCGAUUGGUCUAUAGUCGAAUUAUCUUUCUCCCAAUUUAAGACCAGAGGAGAACUUCUCCUGAAAGGUACAGAAACUGGUGAAAUUAUUAUGGCACUCGAAGAUAGCUUAAUGAUAAUGAAUUCCUUACUGAGUAACAGGUACAAUGCGCCUUUCAAAAAAGAUAUUCAGACUUGGGUUCACAAACUUGUUGAUACGUCCGAAAUUCUAGAAAAGUGGUUAAUAGUGCAAAAUUUAUGGGUCUAUUUAGAAGCGGUUUUUGUAGGUGGAGACAUUGCCAAACAACUUCCUGGAGAAGCAAAACGAUUCAACAAUAUUGACAAAUCAUGGAUAAAAAUUAUGACGCGAGCUCAUGAGUUACCCAACGCGGUUGAAUGUUGUACGGGAGAUGAAACAAUGGGCCAGCUCUUACCUCAUCUUUUAGAGCAACUUGAAACUUGCCAAAAGAGCUUAACUGGAUACUUAGAGUCCAAAAGAUUGUGCUUUCCACGGUUCUUCUUUAUAUCAGACCCAGUUUUGUUGGAAAUUUUGGGACAAAGCUCAGAUCCAACGUCGAUUCAAAAUCAUCUACCCAGUUUAUUUGAUGCAGUAUACAGAGUGGAAUUUGACCCCAAAAAAAAUGAUACUAUUAUAGCCAUGUUGUCUGAUCUGGGUGAAUCAGUUAACUUUGAGAAACCCGUUGUGUGCGCUGGUGGCGUCGAAAUUUGGCUGAACACUCUGCUAGAAAUGGUUAAAGAAACAGUAAAAACUGUAAUCGCAGGACAAGCACAACUUUUAUCAGAUCCAGAAUACGACUUUAUUCAGGGCUUUAUACCACUAUGUGCUCAGGCGGGACUUGUUGGUAUUCAGAUUUUAUGGACCAAAGAAAGUGAAGUUGCAAUUAGAAAAGCGAAAGUGGACAGAAUGAUUAUGAAAAUUACAAACGCCAGAUUUUUGGAUCUUCUUAAUGCUCUCAUCGAUUUAACUGGAAAAGAUCUAUCUAAAAGAGAACGAACUCGUUACGAGACUAUGGUAACAAUACAUGUUCAUCAAAGGGACAUAUUUGAUACUAUGUGCAAGCUGAAAGUAAAAACUUUACUAGAUUUUGAUUGGCAACAGCAAACCAGAUUUUAUUAUAAUGAGGAAAAUGAUGAUGUACUGGUGAAAAUAACAGAUGUCAUCUUUUUGUAUCAAAAUGAAUAUUUGGGAAUUACCGAAAGAUUAUGUAUUACACCAUUAACAGAUCGCUGCUACAUCACGUUAGCGCAGGCCAUUUGGAUUAAUAUGGGAGGAGCACCAGCAGGUCCGGCAGGAACAGGUAAAACAGAAACCACAAAAGAUAUGGGAAGAACUUUGGGAAAAUUUGUCGUUGUAUUUAACUGUUCAGACCAGAUGGACUUUCGAGGUUUAGGUCGCAUAUUUAAGGGACUGGCUCAGUCUGGAACUUGGGGAUGCUUUGAUGAGUUUAAUCGUAUUGAACUGCCUGUACUAUCAGUGGCAGCGCAACAAAUUUAUAUAGUGUUAGUUGCACGAAAAGAGAGAAAACCGUCGUUUAUAUUUAUGGAUGGAGACACCGUCUCAAUGAAUUUAGAAUUUGGAAUCUUUUUGACAAUGAAUCCUGGAUACGCAGGACGUCAAGAACUACCAGAGAAUCUGAAAAUCAUGUUUCGUAGUGUAGCUAUGAUGGUGCCUGACAGACAAAUUAUUAUUCGCGUAAAACUGGCUUCUUGUGGUUUCAAAGAUAAUAUAAUUUUAGCGAGAAAAUUUUUCACUCUGUAUGAGCUAUGUGAGGAACAGUUAUCAAAACAAGUACAUUAUGAUUUUGGGUUGCGGAAUAUUUUGAGUGUUUUACGUACUUUAGGUGCUCAAAAAAGAGCUCAUCCAGCAGAUACUGAAGAAACCAUUGUAAUGAGAGUAUUAAGAGAUAUGAAUUUAAGUAAAUUAAUUGAUGAAGAUGAACCACUAUUUCUUUCAUUAAUCGAAGACAUGUUUCCUGGUAUUAAGUUACAAACACACUCCUGGAAAGAUUUGCAGAAAGCUAUUUCUAAUCAGUGUAGUAAAAUGGAAUUAAUAAAUUAUCCAGCAUGGAAUUUAAAAAUAAUUCAGUUAUACGAAACUUCGUUGGUUAGACAUGGACUCAUGGUUUUAGGUCCGACGGGCGCAGGAAAAACUAACUGUAUGCAUUGUUUAAUGAAAGCUAUGACUGAAACAGGACUACCACACAAAGAAAUGAGGAUGAAUCCAAAAGCAAUAACAGCUCCUCAGAUGUUUGGUAGAUUAGACGUAGCAACUAACGAUUGGACUGAUGGUAUAUUUUCUACUUUAUGGAGAAGAACGUUAAAGAUUAAAAAAACAGACUACGUUUGGUUGGUCUUGGAUGGUCCCGUUGAUGCGGUGUGGAUAGAGAAUCUCAAUUCUGUCUUAGAUGAUAAUAAAACUUUAACUUUGGCUAAUGGAGAUCGUAUUGUAAUGGCCCCUAAUGGAAAACUGGUUUUCGAACCAGAUAACGUAGACAAUGCUAGUCCGGCCACUGUAUCUCGAAUGGGCAUGGUAUUUAUGAGUGCUUCCGUUCUACCGUGGAGUCCUAUCUUAGAGGCUUGGUUGAAAAAAAGAUCUCAGCAAGAAGGUGAUGUGUGUAGAGUUGUAUUUGGCAAAAUUUAUGAAGACUUACACGCUUUUAUUCAAGUUAGACUUAAAGCCAAAAUGAAAAUAACUGAAGCAUUAUAUAUCCGUCAGUGCUAUGAUGUGUUAGGGGGGAUUUUAGACGUCGGCGAUGAGACAAAAGUGUGGACUGACAAACAAUUAGAACGUUUAAUUUUAUUUUCAAUAAUGUGGUCACUUGGAGCAGUUUUAGAAUUAGAUGACAGAGCCAAGAUGGAAGAGUUUGUUACAACGCACCAAUCUAAGUUAGACUGGCCAAAGUGCAGUGAAAGUGACACAAUUUUUGAAUAUGUUGUAAAUCCUAAGACAGGAACUUGGCAGCACUGGUCUGAUAGAGUCGAACAGUUUGUUUAUCCAACGGAUACUGUGAUAGAAUUUGUUAAUAUUUUAGUACCUAACGUUGACAACGUUCGUACAGCUUUUCUCAUUGAUACCAUUGCUAAACAAAAUAAAGCCGUGCUGUUAAUUGGAGAACAAGGGACUGCUAAAACAGUAAUGAUAAAAGGGUAUACCCAUCAAUUUGAUCCUGAAUAUAAAUUAAGUAAAUGUUUUAAUUUCUCCUUUGCUACCACUCCCAAUAUGGUUCAGAGAAUUAUUGAAUCAUACGUUGAUAAAAGAGUUGGCACAACAUAUGGACCUCCGGCAGGUAAAACCCUUACAAUAUUUAUUGAUGAUAUCAAUAUGCCCGUUAUUAAUGACUGGGGUGACCAAAUAACCAAUGAAAUUGUCCGUCAGUUAAUGGAAUGUGGAGGUUUUUACAGUUUAGAUAAACCGGGAGACUUUUCAUCAAUUGUAGAUGUUAAUUUUCUUGCUGCAAUGAUACAUCCAGGAGGUGGAAGAAAUGAUAUUCCACAUAGAUUAAAGCGUCAGUUUAGUGUUUUCAACUGUACUUUGCCCAGUAUUAAAGCCAUGGAUGUAAUCUUCAGUCAGAUUGCCUGUGGAUACUUCUGCAUUGAAAGAUUUGAUCAGGAGAUAGUCGAUUUUGUCCCCAAUCUUAUUCCUUUAACAAGAAAUAUUUGGCAGCAAACAAAAAAUAAGAUGUUGCCUACCCCAGCUAAAUUCCAUUACGUUUUUAAUUUGAGAGAUCUAUCUAGAAUAUGGCAAGGAAUUUUGAAUGUACAAAAAUUAGAAUGUAGAUCUAUAAGUUCGUUACUGAAGUUGUGGCGCCAUGAGUGCACUAGAGUUAUUUCUGACAGGUUCAUUAAAGCAAAGGAACGAGAUUGGUUCCAACAACUUUUAAAGAAUCAAAUAAAAAAAGAUCUUGAAUCUGUUGCCGACGAAUAUCCGGAGCAACCCACUUAUUGGGUUGACUUUUUAAGAGAACCACCUGAACCGACCGGUGACGAACCCGAAGAUUUUUCUUUUGACGCUCCAAAAAUAUACGAAGAAGUACCGAGUUGGGAGUUUUUUAAGGAGAAGUUAUUUGGAUUUAUGGACCAAUACAGCGAACAAAUCAGAGGUGCAGCCAUGGAUUUAGUUUUUUUUCACGAUUGUAUGGUUCAUUUAAUGAUUAUUUCUCGAAUUGUUAGAACUCCAAGAGGAAAUGCCCUUUUAGUUGGAGUUGGUGGUUCUGGCAAGCAAAGUCUUACUCGUUUAGCUUCUUUUAUUGCAAAUUACAAAUUUUUCCAAAUUCAAAUGACAAGAACAUACAAUUUGGGUAAUUUAAUGGAGGAUUUAAAAUAUCUCUAUCGAGUCGCAGGUUUUGAAGGACAAGGAAUUUCAUUUAUUUUUACAGACAAUGAGAUUAAGGACGAAACAUUUCUGGAAAGUCUUAACAAUAUUCUUAGUUCUGGAGAAAUAGCAAACCUUUUUGCAAAAGAUGAAAUUGAUGAAAUUCAGACAGAUUUAAUUCCUGUAAUGAAAAAACUUGCUCCAAAAAAAGUACCAACAGGCGAUAAUUUAUAUGAAUUUUUCAUUAGUAGGGCUAGAUCUAACUUACACGUCGUCUUGUGCUUCUCACCUGUUGGAGAAAAAUUUCGAAGAAGGGCACUAAGAUUUCCUGGUUUAAUUUCGGGUUGUACAAUUGACUGGUUCUUUAGAUGGCCAAAAGAUGCAUUAAAUGCGGUAUCAGAACAUUUCUUACAUGAAUUCAACGUAGUUUCCACUCCAGAAACAAAACAAGAGUUGAUCUUUAUUAUGGGCGAUAUACAAGAUUACGUGGCUUUAAGCUGCAUUAGUUAUUUUGAGAAAUUUCGACGACGAGCCUAUGUUACACCAAAAACGUUUAUAUCUUUUCUAGAAAUAUAUAAAACUGUUUACGCGCAAAAGUUGAAGAAUAUUGGUGAAAUGGAUACAAGAAUGAGAACAGGUUUAACUAAAUUAGUGGAAGCUCAACAGAAUGUUGACGAAUUAAAGAAAGAAUUGAUUAUUAAAGAACAGGAAAUGAAGGUCGCGACAGAAGCUGCAGAACAAGUAUUAGAAGAGGUAAUGGCAGCUUCCGAAAUUACAAAUAAAAUUAAAGAGGAAGCAACCAUUGUAAAAGACAGAGCUGAAAAACUCGUAGAGAUUAUUAGUGUCGAUCAAAAAGAAGCGGAAAGUAAACUACUAGCGGCUAAACCUGCCCUGGAUGCUGCGGAGGCAGCUUUAUUGACUAUUAAAGCGGCAGAUAUUGCAACCGUACGAAAGCUUGGGAAGCCACCAUAUUUGAUUACUCUGAUCAUGGAUGCUGUUUUAAUUUAUUUUAAAAGAAAACUAGAGCCUGUUAAAGCAGACUUUGAGAAGACGUUUUUGUCGUCAUCUUGGACUGAAUCAUUGAAAGUUAUGGCUGACACGAAGUUUCUUAAUAAAUUGCAGGAAUACCCUAAAGAUACAAUUAAUGCAGAAAUUGUUGAUUUACUCCAACCAUACUUUGCUUAUCCACAGUAUACCUAUGAAAGUGCUAAAACUGCUUGUGGUAAUGUAGCCGGAUUAAUUUCUUGGACUGUGGCAAUGGCUUCUUUUUUUGAAGUCAAUCGUGAAGUUUUGCCACUAAAGGCAAAUCUGGCUGUACAACAAGCUAAACUUGAUAGAGCCCAAACGGAGUUGGCUAGUGCUAUGCAGUUACUAGCGGAAAAAGAGGAAGAAGUACGAUUGUGUCAAAUUCAGUAUGAAGCGGCGAUGGCACGUAAACAAGAAGUUUUCGAGGACGCAAUGAAAGUAAAAAAUAAGAUGGAUUCAGCAACCGCGUUAAUCAAUGGUUUGGCUGGCGAAAGAAUCCGCUGGACUGAACAACUUGCUCAAUUUAAGGCUGAAACCAAUAGAUUAAUUGGUGAUGUAGUUUUGUUAGUCGGUUUUCUGAAUUAUUCUGGACCUUUUAAUCAAGAAUUUCGACAAAAUUUACAAAAAUUUUUAUUGGACAGUUUAUUAAAGCGUAAAAUACCAGUGACAAUGAGUUUAAAUUUGAUAGAUAGUCUUACUGAUACAGCAACGAUCGGUGAAUGGAACCUACAAGGUCUACCUAACGACGAACUGUCUAUACAAAAUGGGAUUAUUGUUACGAAGGCUGCAAGAUAUCCGUUACUCAUUGAUCCACAAAGCCAAGGAAAAUUCUGGGUCAAAGCAAAAGAAAAAGACAAUAGUUUGAUUGUGACUUCACUGAAUCAUAAAUACUUUAGAAAUCAUGUGGAAGAUGCUGUGUCAUUAGGAUAUCCUCUGAUUAUAGAAGAUAUUGUCGAAGAUUUGGAUCCAGUUUUAGAUAAUGUGUUGGAAAAGAAUCACAUUAAAGUUGGAACAACAUAUAAAGUCAAACUGGGAGAUAAAGAAGUAGAUGUAAAUGCUCAAUUUAGAUUGUAUAUAACAACUAAACUGGCCAAUCCAUCGUAUACCCCUGAAGUAUUUGCCAGAACUUCGGUUAUUGAUUUUACAGUGACUAUGAAAGGAUUAGAAGAUCAGUUAUUGGGUAGAGUAAUUUUGACGGAAAAGAAAGAACUAGAAGCAGAAAGAACAAACUUGAUGAGAGAUGCCACAAUUAACCGACGAAAAAUGCAGGAACUCGAAUCAAAUCUUCUGUAUAAAUUGACAACAGUACAAGGGUCACUUUUAGAUGAUCCAACAGUAAUAGAUGUUUUAAAUGUAACGCGCAAUACAGCUAGCGAAAUUCGAGAAAAGUUAACUAUUGCCAAAGACACGGAAAUUAAAAUUAAUACAGCAAGAGAAGAAUUUAGGCCAGUAGCUACCAGAGGAAGUGUUUUAUAUUUCUUGGUAGUGAGCAUGGCAAUGGUUGACAAUAUGUAUCAAACAUCGCUAGUACAAUUUUUAGAAAGAUUUGAUUUGUCAAUGAUGAAAUCAGAAAAAAGUACCAUAACUUCAAAAAGAAUUCAGUUUAUAAUUGAUUACUUAACGUACGAAAUUUACAAAUAUAAAUCGCGAGGCCUCUAUGAAAGACAUAAAUAUAUGUUUGUACUUCUGAUGUGUUUAAAGAUUGAUGUGGAGAGAGAACACAUAACCCAUGAGGAAUUUCAGUUUUUUAUUAAAGGAGGUGCGGCAUUAGAUCUGAACACCUGUCCACCAAAACCAAGCAAAUGGGUCACUGACAUGACUUGGUUAAAUUUAGUAGAAAUAUCAAAACUUAGACAUUUUCAGUACAUUAUCCAGCAAGUUACAGCAAAUGAUAGACUCUGGAAAUCUUGGUUCGACAAAAAUGCACCAGAAGAAUCUGUAAUACCUGAUGGUUAUAACAAUUUAGACGUUUUUCGAAAACUUCUCCUCAUAAGAGCAUGGUGUCCUGAUCGUACUGUGACGCAAGCCACCAAAUAUAUUGGACAUUCACUUGGUCAGAAGUUUGCCGAACCUGUAAUUUUAAAUUUAGAAAUUCUGUAUAACGAAUCCCGCCCUUUAACGCCUGUUAUAUGCUUCUUAAGUAUAGGUUCUGAUCCUACACCUUAUAUAGAGCAAUUGGCAAAACGGUUGGAAACUAAAGUUAAAGCAAUAUCUAUGGGCCAAGGACAAGAAGUUCAUGCAAGAAAACUUAUCACACAAGCUUUAUCGGAGGGUUUUUGGGCUUUGCUUCAAAACUGUCAUCUCUCUUUGGACUACAUGAAUGAACUUCUUUUACAAUUUUUGGAUCUUGAAAAAGGAGCAGGCACAUUCCACCCAGAUUUUCGACUGUGGAUUACCACAGAAGGACACGGAGAGUUCCCUAUUAGUUUACUGCAAAUAUGUAUAAAAUUUACAAACGAAGCACCUUCCGGCGUUCGAGCGGGUCUGCAACGUACGUACACCUCAAUGAAUCAGGACAUGUUGGAUUAUUCGGAUGCAUGGCAAUACAUACCGCUGAUAUAUGCUAUAUCAUUUUUACACACCGUAGUACAAGAAAGGAGGAAAUAUGGGCCCUUAGGUUGGAAUAUUCCUUACGAAUUUAAUUCAGCUGAUUGGUUAGCCAGUUGCUUAUUUGUUCAAAACCAUCUAGACGAUUUAGAUCCCAAAAGAGGAGUUAGCUGGCCGACGGUUAGGUACAUGCUAGGAGAGGUACAUUAUGGAGGUCGUGUUACAGAUGACUACGACAAGAGACUUUUAAAUACAUUUUGUAAGGUUUGGUUUAGUGACGAAAUGUUUCAAGACGAUUUUAUAUUUUACGAAGGAUAUAAAAUUGCCAAGUUCAAAAAUGUGUCAGAAUAUAUAACUCAUAUUGACACAUUUGCCACUGUUGACCCACCCCAAGUUUAUGGGCUUCAUCCUAACGCCGAUAUUACGUACCAAACGAAUACAAUUAGUAAUAUGUUUUACACAAUGGUAUCCAUUCAGCCGAAAGAGGCUGGUACUGGUGGCGGAGAAACAAGAGAAGACGCCGUUACUAGACAAGCGAAAGAGAUGUUAGAAAAACUGCCAAAUAAUUAUGAUCCGUAUGAAGUAAAAGACAGAUUGCGAAUUAUGGGAAUACUAAAUUCAUUAAACAUUUUUUUGAGACAAGAACUAGAUAGAAUGCAGAAAGUAAUAACAAAUGUUCGAACCACACUUAGAGAGCUGUUAUUAGCAAUUGAAGGAAUAAUAAUAAUGAAUGAAGCACUCAGAGAUGCUUUAGAUAAUAUUUAUGAUGCGCGUGUUCCUUUUGUUUGGAGAAGAGGAUCCUGGACAGCAAAUUCUUUAGGAUUCUGGUUUACAGAACUGUUGGAAAGAAAUGCUCAAUUUAGCGACUGGUGCUUCAACGGACGACCACUUACAUUCUGGAUGGCUGGAUUUUUCAAUCCACAAGGUUUUCUUACAGCAAUGAAACAAGAAGUAGCACGAGCUCACAAAGGAUGGGCUUUAGAUCAAGUCAAACUGCAAAAUAUUGUCACAAAAAAUACAAAAGAAGAAAUUGGUCAACCACCUAUCGAAGGCGUAUAUGUCCACGGAUUAUUUCUUGACGGUGCCGGAUGGGAUAAAAGAAAUGCAAGGUUAAAUGAAUCUAUUAACAAAGUGUUGUAUACACUUAUUCCAGUGGUACAUAUUUUUGCUGUGUAUGGAACUGAAAUAAAAACGACAAAUAUUUAUGUGUGUCCUGUUUACAAAAAAAUGAGAAGAACUGGUUUAAAUUAUAUUACGAUUUUGUAUCUCCAAACUGUAAAACCUCCAGAUCACUGGGUUCUUCGUGGAGUGGCUUUGCUUUGCGACACACAAUAA
Messenger RNA from Zophobas morio, 13839 nucleotides. RefSeq names its product dynein axonemal heavy chain 8 (gene kl-3). Gene Ontology annotation, molecular function: minus-end-directed microtubule motor activity; dynein intermediate chain binding; dynein light intermediate chain binding. The record is from RefSeq and is a predicted model, not a curated record. Bases 19 to 13839 code for a protein of 4606 amino acids. Gene Ontology annotation, biological process: microtubule-based movement. Gene Ontology annotation, cellular component: axonemal dynein complex. The transcript has 58 exons. Lineage: Eukaryota; Metazoa; Arthropoda; Insecta; Coleoptera; Tenebrionidae.